AAGGCAGAAGGAAUGAUACACGCACCCUCAGUCGCACCGUAAUGAUGGUAAGACUGAGGAGCGGUAAACGAUCCUGAAAAACUUAUAGGGGGUGAGACGUCCACAACAACCCCCAACAUCCGAUCACGUCUGAUCGCCCACAUCAACUCAGAUGCUCAACAGGAAAAGGUUCAAAGAAUAAAAAGGACCGAAACCGCGAACCAAAUGACCGCCCCUGGGAGCGCAAACUGACAGCGCAGAAGCGCGAGGAGCUCAUGGCGGCGAAUAAAUGCCUGAACUGCGAAGCGGAGGGGCACUUCGCAAGAAACUGCCCCAAGCUGCAGACCGUCCCGUCUAAGCAGAAGGGGAAACCCCCAGGCCUAGCGGCCCAUGGGGUGACCUUUGAAACAUCCUUGGCACUGUUCGAGAGCACGGAGCAAUUGCUCGAGACAUUUGCAAUCGACUUAGGAGGCGAUCGAGAGGGCGGGAGUACCAGCCAGUUCCAAGAUGAAGACAAAAAUGGACUUAGCGAAGUACUUGAGUACCUGGACAGCAACCUGUUGCACGACUCGCCCCCAUUGCCCCUAGAUGAGAUGCACACGCCUAUUGGCAACAUCCGCGCCCGCUUCAUACGAAUGGCCCUCACCGACGCCGCCCCCUACCCCGGUGAUGAAGACCUUAUCCAGACUGAUCCAGGGCCACGAUUUGUGGUCACAAAGCAGCAGAACGGCGACUUCCUGGUCCUGGACCGGGCUGAUGCGUACGCCGCAUACGACCUGGAAUCUCGAUGGGUCAACGAUGAAUCAUUUCGGAUUGGGCUGUGGUACGCACGAUUCCGCCAGGUUGUCGCUUGUCGACCUCUGGAUGAACUGGAGACCAACGAAGCAUGGGACACGGAAGUCGGCGACGUGGUGGCCACAAUGGCCGCAGUUCUGCUGUGGUCAUACGAUCAAGAGGCAGGCAAUGACGCUCACCUCGAGCUCUUCGAUGUUGCCCCCUCCAUGCUGGACCCAUCCCGCUACACUGUCACCCUCCACCAUCUGGAGCGCUCGUGUGAACUGCCGGUCGCUUGUCUCGACGACGAGACCUUUGACCUGCGCCAGUGGUAUCGCCGAUCCUUUGGCCCUCAGGCCAAAGAUGACAUCGUGAGGGACGAGGUAGGACGACCUGAAACGCCAGAAGAGGAUCGAGACCUGGUUCACCGGAUGGGCCGACUGAAAAUUGGGGAUGAGGAAAAUAGUCAAGGAGGAGUACCACCUGACUGCGUGGGAGCGUUCGAAGAACGCAUGGCACUCAUUACGGCUUGCGGCGUAAAUGCGGCCGUUACCACAGACAAAAAACCCCCACCACGCUCCAUAGGCAACCUGCACGCUGCGGGGGCUUGCGCUCUUCUCCACUUCCUUCAGCCAUAUACGGGGGAUGACCGCGUUCCUGGAAUCAAAGACAAUCGCCCGGCAGAGCGUUUCCGUGUAUGGCGCGCCGGGGAGGACAGCUACGCUGUCCAAGACAGCUGGUUUUCUGAGGUGUUCAGCCUCCCAGCCCAAUACCUCGCAACCGAAACGUUCCGGAUUGGCGAGUGGUACGACCAUCAGCUCGCGUCUCGGCUCGGAAUGGAUGCGCGGCAGACGUCCAGUGACCUACACGAAGUGGAGGUCGAAGACCUCACCCAGGCUGGACUAGACGUCUACCUGCGGAACCUCGAGCGCAUUGUGGACACCGAUCUGUCCCAGUUAAGGGUGCGAGUGCACACAAGUCAGGAGCACGGCGUUCGUCAAAAAAGGACUGAGUUCGACUUCUUGGGCUGGGUCCGGAGUAGCCUUCUCCUGGAUCGGCACGGACAACCCCGUUACAAGGACGCCUGGGUGCAGAGAGCACGAGACGACGACGGGCUCGAUUCGUACGCGCACUUCUACGCGCUGGAUCACCCGGGAAUGACCAGCCGGGAAGCACGCCUGCUGCUUCUCCUGCGGAACGGGGAGGACCUACGCCGGCUGGCGUGCAGCGGGCUCUUCUCGACUGACUUACUUGAGCUGACCCGGGACUUCGACGCGGCGCUAUCGGACCUUGAAUACGCUCAGCUAAGGGCGCCAACAGAGGGCGAGUUGUUUGUGGGAGGGGCACAACUGCCUGCGGACCAGGUCGUGGCUAAGCCGCUUGUAGUGGUGGUCCGUGUGAACGGGGAGCCCCUACGGGCGCUGAUAGACUCGGGCUCGCUUGGCAAUUUGAUCAGCACCACAGUUGCCGACCAGCUCCAGCUCACCCGCCUGACGCUGGAGGACCCAAUCACGCUGCAGCUCGCUGUGCAGGGCUCAAAGUCGAAGAUCAACCACUGCGUCACUGCCAGAUUCCAGUAUCAGGACAUUGAUACGCAGCACUCUUUCUACGUGGCAAACAUUAGUGGCUACGACAUGAUCCUGGGAACCGGCUGGCUCUACAAGCAUCGGAAGGUGUAGCUACUUCGAAGAUAUUCACGAGCUCGACGAAACUGGAGGCAGUCUCAGUCGAUGCCGUACGGGCAGGACUGCUAGAAUAUGCACGGGAUGUAUGUAAAACGGCGGCUGACACGCCUCUACCACCUCUACGAGAAAUUAAUCAUACCAUUCCGCUAAUCAACGAGAAGCUCAUUCUCUCUUGGCGCCCCUCUCGAUGCCCCGAGGCCUUGAGGGAUCAGUGGGACGAAAAGUGUCGGACUUAUCUGCGCACGGGCCGCUGGAAAGUUACAAACUCGGGCAACACUGUGCCCAUGCUAUUGAUUCCCAAGGCUAAAU
Molecule: messenger RNA, 2747 nt
Organism: Mycena citricolor
Lineage: Eukaryota; Fungi; Basidiomycota; Agaricomycetes; Agaricales; Mycenaceae
Source: the annotation of a GenBank genome assembly